AUGCAUCUGAGUGUAUUUUUAUUUAGGGGUAUUGUGGGUUUCCUCUGGAGCUGCUGGGUUUUACUGGGUUAUGCAAAAGGAGGUUUGGGAGACAAUCAUGUUCACUCCAGUUUUAUUUAUAGAAGACUACGGAACCAUGAAAGACGGGAAAUACAGAGGGAAAUUCUCUCUAUCUUGGGUUUGCCUCACAGACCCAGACCAUUUUCACCUGGAAAGCAAGCUUCCUCUGCACCUCUCUUCAUGCUGGACCUAUACAACGCUAUGGCCAGUGAAGAAAAUCCUGAGGAGUCGGAAUACUCAGUGAGGGCAUCCCUGGCAGGAGAGACCAGAGGAGCAAGAAAGGGAUACCCAGCCUCUCCCAAUGGGUAUCCUCGUCGCAUACAGUUAUCUCGAACGACGCCCCUGACCACACAGAGUCCUCCUCUAGCCAGCCUACAUGAUACCAACUUUCUGAAUGAUGCUGACAUGGUCAUGAGUUUUGUCAACUUAGUUGAAAGAGACAAGGAUUUUUCUCACCAGCGAAGGCAUUACAAAGAAUUCCGGUUUGAUCUUACUCAAAUCCCUCAUGGAGAAGCAGUUACAGCAGCUGAAUUUCGAAUAUACAAGGACCGGAGCAACAAUCGAUUUGAAAAUGAAACAAUUAAGAUUAGCAUAUAUCAGAUCAUCAAGGAAUAUGCAAAUAGGGAUGCAGAUCUGUUUUUGUUAGACACAAGAAAGGCCCAGGCUUUAGAUGUGGGUUGGCUUGUCUUUGAUAUCACUGUGACCAGCAAUCAUUGGGUGAUUAAUCCACAGAACAAUUUGGGCUUACAACUCUGUGCAGAAACAGGAGAUGGACGCAGUAUCAACGUCAAAUCUGCUGGUCUGGUGGGGAGACAUGGGCCUCAGUCAAAACAACCAUUCAUGGUGGCUUUCUUCAAGGCGAGUGAGGUACUCCUGCGAUCCGUGAGAGCAGCCAACAAACGGAAAAACCAAAACCGCAGUAAAUCCAGUUCUCACCAGGACUCCUCCAGAAUGGCCAGUGCCGGAGAUUAUAAUACAAGCGAACAAAAGCAAGCCUGUAAGAAGCAUGAACUCUAUGUGAGUUUCCGGGACCUGGGAUGGCAGGACUGGAUUAUAGCACCAGAAGGAUAUGCUGCAUUUUAUUGUGAUGGAGAAUGUUCUUUUCCACUCAAUGCCCAUAUGAAUGCUACCAACCAUGCCAUAGUUCAAACUCUGGUUCAUCUGAUGUUUCCUGACCACGUACCAAAGCCUUGUUGUGCUCCAACCAAAUUAAACGCCAUCUCUGUGCUAUACUUUGACGACAGCUCCAAUGUCAUUUUGAAAAAAUACAGAAACAUGGUAGUGCGCUCCUGUGGCUGCCACUAA
This is a messenger RNA of Eptesicus fuscus (big brown bat), 1365 nucleotides long. It is a transcript of the gene BMP5, whose product is annotated as bone morphogenetic protein 5. Gene Ontology annotation, molecular function: growth factor activity; cytokine activity. The coding region runs from base 1 to 1365 and encodes 454 amino acids. NCBI's taxonomy places the organism in Eukaryota, Metazoa, Chordata, Mammalia, Chiroptera, Vespertilionidae. Gene Ontology annotation, cellular component: extracellular region. The record is from RefSeq and is a predicted model, not a curated record. The transcript is spliced from 7 exons. Gene Ontology annotation, biological process: SMAD protein signal transduction.